AUGAAGUGGUACCACGAUGACAUCUCUGUCUUCGCUCGUACAUUAGGGAGCAAUGAAAGUGAUGAUUAUGAAAACCUUUGUAGGAGUACCGGAUGGUCUACACCAAAUGCUAUGGCAGCCUUUUCCCAAUACUUAACAGUCGAUGAGGAGCUCCAAAUCCGGGAGCAAUUCAACAGCACAUGGAUUCGGAACAAUCAGGUUAUGUGGAGUGGCAUUCCCUACGAAUGUGCUCAGGCAUGGGCAAAAGACCAUGAGAUGGCAACGUUGACUAUGGCAAUGGGACCUCUGAUGAUUGCUGAAGAUCCACUAUGCCUGAAAAGUCAGAAAUCGAGCAAGGGCUGGAGCAAAUAUAUGAAAGGAGCUUCGGCUAUUUUCGCACAGCUUAUUUUAGAAGGUGAAAGGGUAACAGUAUUGACGCCUCCACCUCCGGCAAUGUUCCAUCCUUCGGGGGGAACGACCUACCAGGUGGUAGAGGAGCCGAUUUUGAAGGGGGAAAAAGAAGGUGGUACUGUCUUGCAGAUUGAAAUGGUACAUCCAACGGUGAAAGGAGCCGAGAAUUUCCGCUACCAGGUAUGGCCAGUUGAUGAGACGAGUGCCUGGAUUGAAAAGUAUGGAACGGUAGUUCAGAAGGUACAGCGUUGGAGGUCUAUGAAGGGGUUCGCGGAAAAUGCGAGGAGCAGGGAUGCUUCAAAUUCUGCCGUGCAAGAUGGAGCAAUCGCUUCCGCUGAAAGGACUGAAUCUGUGAAGACUGCGCUUCUGUCGAAAGCGCAGGCGGUAUUGGAGGAACAGACAAUGUUGAAAGUCGAGAAAGCUCGGAAAAAGCAGGAGGCGCUGAAGCAACAUGCGGCUGCAAAGGCAAAAAAAGCCUUGAGAAAGGAGGCGACUUUACAAGAGCAGGCAGCUGCAAAGGCAAGGAAAGAAGCGAAGAAGCAGGCGACCUUACGAAAGCAGGCGGCUACAAAGGAAAGAAAAGCGCUGAGAAAAGAGAUGGCAUUACAAAAGCAGGCUGCAGCAGAGGCAAGCAAAGGACUGAAGAAGCAGACGGAAUUGAAAGAACAGGCGGCUGCAAAAGCUAGGAAAGCGAUGAGAAAAGAGGCAGAAAUGAAUAAACAGGCAGCUGCCAAAGCAAGGAAAGAACUGAAGAAGCAGACGGCAUUGAAUGAACAGGCGGCUACAAAGGAGCUAAAGACUCUGAAGAAACAGGCGGCUUCGAAAGAGCAGGAGAUAUUGAGAGAAAGUAAGGCUUUGAAGAAGCAAGCGGCUCUUCGACAGCAGGAGGCUUCGAAGCAAAAGAAAGCCCUCAAGAAGGCCUCAGCGACAAAAGAGCAGGCAGCAUUGAAAAAGAAUAAGAGAAAUUGCCCUAUAGGAAUAGGAACUAUGAAGACUGGGAUUGCGGUGAAGGGAAAGAAGAAGGCAUAGUUGUUUUGGGAUUGAUUAUAGCUCCAAAGGGUUAAUGCGUGGCGCCAAAUUAUCUGGGUAUCCUGUAGUGUUAUAUUUGUUAAUCUGGUCUACAAUAUGAAUAUUCUUUUGUAGUAAAAGUUUGCUGGGAGU
Molecule: messenger RNA, 1551 nt
Organism: Cadophora gregata
Lineage: Eukaryota; Fungi; Ascomycota; Leotiomycetes; Helotiales; Ploettnerulaceae
Exons: 1
Coding region: 1-1419 (472 amino acids)
Source: RefSeq, a predicted model, not a curated record